Messenger RNA from Centropristis striata (black sea bass), 11899 nucleotides. RefSeq names its product neuron navigator 3 (gene nav3). The record is from RefSeq and is a predicted model, not a curated record. Gene Ontology annotation, biological process: neurogenesis; nervous system development. Lineage: Eukaryota; Metazoa; Chordata; Actinopteri; Perciformes; Serranidae. Gene Ontology annotation, molecular function: ATP hydrolysis activity; protein binding; ATP binding.
GUGGGCUACAGAAUGAGCGCAGUUGCUCUCCUCUCACUCUGAGAGGCAACUGCUGUUUUUUCUUUUUCUUUUCUUUUUUUUUUCUUCCUCUCCUGUGGCACACAUCAGAAGGAGUCACUGCAGAUCUGCUUCCUCUUCCUCACGGUACUUUUUUGGACCCCCGCCCCCCCCACUCCUUCCUACUCCUGUGUUAUUAUUUGCCUGGGAAGUACCAUGCCGGUGGUUGGCGUCGCCUCCAAGCUCAGGCAACCCUCCGCGGUGGGCACCAAGCCAGUGCAUACCGCUCUCCCCAUCCCCAGUGCGGUCAGGGCGGCCACCUCGCAGGGCUACAUGGCCCGGCAGCAGGAGCUCAGGGCAGGCGAGGGCGCCCCAGGGCUCUCCUGCCAGCUGUCCAUCAAGUCCGAGUACAAGGAAAGGACACCUGAGGGGAAGUCCAGAGCGGAGACAGAGGAGAGCAAGAUCUGCAAGAUUUACACAGACUGGGCCAAUCACUACCUGGCCAAGUCUGGAUGUCAGCGCCUCAUCAAGGACCUGAGCCAGGACGUCACCGAUGGAGUCCUGCUGGCACAGAUCAUCCAGAUCAUAGCGAAUGAGAAGGUGGAGGAUAUCAAUGGCAGCCCCAGGAGCCAGUCGCAAAUGAUCGAGAAUGUGGACGCCUGCCUCAGUUUCCUGGACGCCAGAGGAGUGAAUGUACAAGGGCUCUCAGCAGAAGAGAUCAGGAAUGGCAACCUAAAGAGCAUCCUGGGCCUCUUCUUCAUCCUGUCGCGCUACAAGCAGCAGCAGCAGCAACAGCAGCAGUACUACCAGUCCUUGGUAGAACUCAGCCAGCAGACCAGCAGCACCACACCGUCCGCCAGCAGCCUCAAGACACAAGAGAUGCAGUCCAGUCUCACAGCAAGAUAUGCAAGUCCUCCGGGCCACAGUGGAAUAGGCUCACCACAGAAGAAAAACACAAGGUUACCAGGACCCUCCAGAGUACCUGCUGCAGGCAGCGGGGCCUCCAGGAGCCCGGGCUCAUCCAACCUCAACCGCCGCAGCCAGAGCUUCAACAGCAUCGACAAGAGCAAGCCUCUUCAGUAUGCCAGCGGCAACGACAGAGAAGCGGUGAGGGGUAUCCCAGUACCUGGUGGGAUGAAUGGGAGUGGUAUUGGUGGGACGGUUCCCACCAGCCUCAGCGGGCAGCAGCUGGCCUCUGCCAUCCCCUCACCCACCGCUGGCAAGUCCUGGCGCAGCAAGUCCAUGAACCUCAAGCACAGCGCCACUUCGUCCAUGCUGGCCAGCCCCACACACUCGCCCUCACCCACCCUUUCACCCCAGGGCUCUGAAAGCCUCCAGCCGCACAGAGGCGACGGGUCAAAAGUAGGGUCAGCUGGCGGUGGAGGAUCCCAGAGGUCCAUGCUGGAGAAGUUCCGCCUGAUCAACCCCAGAUCGGCUUCACGAACGUCUCCGUCUGUGGCAGAGAUGUCUCUGCAGGAGGAGGACGACCUGUCGGAGUACGGUGAGGACGUAUUGACGCCCACGGGGUCGGUGUGCAGCAGCGGCAGUAGCAGCGCUACGGCCAAGCAAAUAUCUACCAAGACCACCUCACCAUCCCUCACGGCAUCGAGCAAGACUUCCUCUUCUUCUUCACCCUCCCCUUCAUUUUCAAAAGCCAACGGCAGCAGAUCCAUGGCCUCAUCCAAAGACAAGGAGGACAAAAGCAGAUCUGGGAAGUCUUCUAAGGACAGCUCUCCACCCAAAGAGGAGCGCGAGUCAUUUGCUGACCCCACCAAGAAGACCUCCAAAAUUGCCAGCCUCAUCCCUAAGGGAGGUAAGCCAGCAUCUGGAAAGAAAGAUGGAGGCUCCUCUGUGUCCAGCGGCAUCCCCAAACCAGGACUUAAAGCUCCUUCCACCUCAACAUCCAAGACGCAGAAUCAGCCGCAGGGCCAAAGCCAGGCCGCCUUAAACAGCAGCGGCAACAUGCGGGGAGGAGACGGCGACAGAGCCAAGCUGACGAAAGGAGGGCAGGGUGGGAGUUUUUACAUCCAGCGCUCCGGUGGAGGCCCAGAGGGCAAAAGGACCAGCAUGACCUCCUCCACCAGCACCUCGGCCCUGUCUGGGUCCAGUGGGAUGCUGGGAGGAGAGGAGGGGGGCGGAGGAGGAGGUGCUCUUGGAGGGAAUGGAGUAGUUCAGCUUCCUCAGCAGCAGCAGCACAACCACCCCAAUACUGCCACUGUGGCCCCCUUCAUGUACAGGACUUUCUCAGAGAACGACUGCACCAUGGUGGCCCCAGCAGACCCCUGCCUCAGCCCCACCAAGGGUGAGCUGGUCUACAGCAAGACAGCCAAACAGUGCCUGGAGGAGAUAUCAGGAGAGGAUCCUGAGACAAGACGCAUGAGGACGGUGAAGAACAUCGCUGACCUGCGGCAGAACCUGGAAGAAACCAUGUCCAGUCUACGGGGGACGCAGAUCAGCCACAGUACACUAGAAACAACCUUCGACACCACAGUAACCACUGAGGUCAAUGGGCGGAGUCUACCAGCCCUCACCGCACGCUCCUCCCCCAUGGCCUGGCGUCUGGGCCAAUCACAAACCCCGCGUCUCCAGGCAGGCGACGCCCCCUCAAUGCCCAGCAGCUACCCCGCGCCCAGGUCGAGCACGACGAGCGCUGGCACCACCACGGGGCGCUACAGCGGCCACGCCGACCCCUCCAGGUUUGUGUACAGCGGCCCCCUGAGGCGAUCGGCGGCGGCAGCAGGUGCAAGGGGGGCGGAGCAGGGGGAGAAGGGAGGAGGAGGGCUGGAAGGAGGGAAGCAGAUGGAGAUGGCAGGGUACAUGAGUGAUGGGGACAUCCUAGGGAGGAACGGACGGAUGGAUGAGAUCACCAGCGGAUACCUUACAGACGGCGGCCUCCAUCUGUAUGCACGGAACGCAGGCCGAGCCUCAGACGCAGCUUCUUCUCGAGAUGCAUCCCAGAGAGGCAGCAAAGAGAUACAGGGCGACAUAGACAGUUGGGACGACAGCAGCUCGGUGAGCAGCGGCCUGAGCGACACAUUGGACAACAUCAGUACUGACGAUCUGAACACACCCGCCUACUCCGCUGUCAGCUCGUCACGCAAAAGCAAGGGAGCACAGUCCCAGAAAGGCAGCAGGUCCAAGCAUGCAGAGCAGGAGGUGAGCAGCAGCUGGGCCGGAGCCGAGGACCUGAAGAAGGUGGAGGAGGAGCUGGACGCAAGCAUGGACCCCAGCAGCGGCUCCUCCCGCUGGAAGCCUUCAUCGUCCUCCUCUUCCUCUCAAACCCAGAGUCAGUACGAAGACGCCGGUCAGAAGGCGGCCGCGCUGGCCCAGAUGUCCCAGACGGGCUCGUGGAGGAGGGGCAUGACGGCCCAGGUGGGCAUCACGCCACCCAGGACCAAGGGUACGUCUGCCGCCCACAAAACACCAGGCAAAACUGAUGACGCGAAGGCCUCGGAGAAGGGCAAGGCGCCUUCCAAGAGUUCAGCUGCCAUCCAGCGCUCGCCCUCAGACGCUGGGAAGAGCAGUGGGGACGAAGGUAAGAAACCUCCUUCUGGCAUUGGACGCCCACCCACCACUGCUACUUUUGGAUAUAAGAAGAUCCCGGGUCCCAGCGGUACCCUAAUCACCUCCAGUGGCGCAACGCUCGCCAGCGGCUCAGCCACCCUGGGCAAGGCGCCCAAAUCCUCAGCCGCCCUCGGCAAAGGCACAGGCAUCGGUGGUGUGCGUAAGACCAGCUUGGAUGGCUCACAGCCCCAGGACGACGGCAUCCUGCUCAGCUGCAGCGGCUCCAAAGUGACCCUGCAGUACCGCUCUCUACCCAGACCGGCCAAAUCCUCCAGCGGGGUGGCAGCAGGGCGCAGCGGGCACCGCUCCAGCUCCAGCAGCAUCGACUCAAACGUUAGCGGCAAAUCGGCCGGAGGGGCCGCAACACAAGCAGGUGCCAAACGCAGGGACGGAAAAGUGGGCUCAGACCGCUCCAGUCCCAUCACCAUCAACCAGACGGACAAGGAGAAAGUGGCGGUGUCAGACCAGGACACCACAGCGGGACUGUCCACCUCCCCCAAGUCCAGCCCCACCUCCACUUCAGCAGGCCAGUCAGGCCUCAGGCAGCCCGGAUCCAAGUACCCCGAUAUCGCUUCUCCUACGUUCCGCAGAUUGUUUGGCACCAAAGCCAGCAGCAAGGCCAGCUCUCCGGGCACUCCCGACUCUGGCAAGUGCCCCUCAAUACUGGGCAGCCCCCACGGCACGCUGGCCAGGCAGGCCAGUCUGGACUCACCCUCCUCUGGCACGGGGAGCCUGGGCAGCGCUGGCGGCCUGAGCGGUGGCAGCAGCCCGCUGUACGGUAAAACCCCAGACCUGUGCACCGACUCCCCGGCCUCCAGCCCAGCCUCUGGCCUCUCCCUGCCCUCCAACGCUCGGCCCUGGCCUGCCUGUAGCUCGUCAGCUGGCAGCAAGGACACACUGAGCUGCCAAAGCAUGACCAGUCUGCACACCAGCUCUGAGUCCAUUGAUCUGCCGCUGGGCCACCACGGGCCCAAGGUUACACGAACCGGCAGUGUCAAGUCCACCCUGUCUGAGGGCAUGCCUCUUGACAGAAACACGCUUCCCAAAAAGGGACUGAGGUACCCUCCAUCGUCCCGGCAGACGUCCCACGAGGAAGGGAAGGAGUGGUUGAGGUCCCAUUCAACAGGAGGCCUUCAGGACACAGGCAGCCAAUCCCCAUUGUCUCCUCCUGGAGCUUCCUGCACCACCACUGGAAAAUACCACUACUCCAACCUGCUGAGCCCCACUAACAUCAGCCAGUAUAACCUGCCACCAGGCAGCAGCAGCAUGAGCCGCUCCAAUAGCAUCCCUGCCCAGGACUCCUUUGACCUGUACGGAGAGGGUCACCCACUGGGUGGCAGCGCCACCUCCCUUGAGGACCGUCCACGGGCCAUCAGCCGCUCCGGCUCCUUCAGGGACAGCACCGACGAAGUCCACGGCUCUUCACUGUCUCUUGUCUCCAGCACGUCUUCACUGUACUCUGCGACGGAGGAGAAAGCACACUCAGAGCAAAUCAGAAAGCUGCGUCGGGAGCUGGACGCCUCUCAGGAGAAGGUGGCGACCCUGACGUCUCAGCUGUCUGCCAAUGCUCACCUGGUGGCGGCCUUCGAGAAGAGUCUGAGUAACAUGACCUGCCGCCUGCAGAGCCUCACCAUGACGGCUGAACAAAAGGAGUCUGAGCUGGUUGAGUUGAGGGAGACUAUAGAGACGCUGAAGACUCAGAACACUGACGCCCAGACUGCCAUCCAGGUGGCGCUCAACGGCCCUGACCACCUGCACAAAGACCUGCGGAUAAGACGGCAGCAUUCGUCAGAAAGCAUGUCCAGUAUUAACAGCGCAGCUAGUCAUUCCAGCAUGGGCAGUCUGGGCAAGGACGCCGAAGACAAAAAGAAGAAGAAGAAGAGCUGGGUGGCUGAUUCCAUCCCGGCUCAGUUACGCAGCUCCUUCAAGCAGGCAUUCAGCAAGAAGAAAACCAAAUCCCAGUCGGCUCAUGACGAGAUGGAGGAAAUGACCGACUCGCUUCCCUCCUCGCCAAAACUGCAGCAUGACAACAGGCAAGGCAGCAUCGCCACACUGCAUUCUUCACCAUCUACCACAGAGCUGUGCGAAUGUACCGAAGCCGAGGCGGAAGUCAUCCUCCAGCUAAAGAACGAGCUGAGGGAGAAAGAGCUCAAGUUGACAGACAUCCGCUUGGAGGCGCUUAGCUCCGCUCACCACUUGGACCAGAUCCGGGAGGCCAUGAACCGCAUGCAGAAUGAGAUCGAGACGCUGAAAGCAGAGAACGAUCGUCUCAAGUCCAGUGGAAACGCCACGCCAACCGCCACGCCCGUCAAGACAGCGCGGCCGCCCUCCGAGACCUCCAGCACAUCCUCCUCCUCCUCCCGUCAGUCCUUGGGGCUGUCGCUUAACAACCUCAACAUCACUGACACCAUCAUGUCAGAUAUUCUGCUAGAUGACAGCUUCGAGGGCAAUCUACGCAAAGAGGGCCGGAGUGUGCGAAUAGUGGUCACCAUCAGCAGUGGGCCAUAUACCACCAAGGGUACACAAAGCCACGCGUACCUGAUUGGCUCUAUAGGUGUGAGUGGGAAAACCAAGUGGGACGUCCUGGAUGGGGUCAUUCGACGCCUCUUCAAGGAAUAUGUGUUCCGGGUGGACCCUCUGACCAGCCUGGGCCUCAGCUCAGACAGCAUCGUCUGCUACAGGAUGGGCGAGGUGGUUCGCUCCCACACCUCCGAAGUGCCUGAGCUGCUGCCCUGCGGCUACCUGGUGGGCGACAACAACGUCAUCAAAGUCAACCUCAAAGGUGUGAAGGAGAACAGUAUAGACAGCCUGGUGUUUGACACGCUGAUCCCAAAGCCCAUCAUCCAGCGGUACCUCAACCUGUUAAUGGAGCAUCGUCGAAUCAUCCUCUCAGGACCCAGCGGAACCGGUAAAUCCUUCCUGGCCGCCAAGCUGGCCGAGUACAUCAUGUCCCAGAUGGGGCAGAAGGUGACCGAGCACAACGUGGCCAGCUUCAACGUGGACCAGAAUUCCAGCAAGGACCUGCGUCAGUACCUCUCCAACCUGGCAGAGCAGUGUAACUCUGAGGAGACAGACACAGAGCUCCCCACUGUGGUGAUCCUGGACAACCUCCACCAUAUCGGCUCCCUCAGCGACAUAUUCAACGGCUUCCUCAACUGCAAGUACCACAAAUGCCCUUAUGUUAUUGGGACCAUGAACCAGGGAGUUUCCUCUUCUCCUAACCUUGAGCUCCACCACAACUUCAGGUGGGUGCUGUGCACCAACCACACAGAGCCGGUCAAAGGUUUCCUGGGCCGCUUCCUGCGGCGGAAGCUAAUAGAGACGGAGAUCGAUAAGAACAUGCGCAGCAAUGACCUGAUUAAGAUCAUCGACUGGAUCCCCAAGACCUGGCAUCACCUCAACGGCUUCCUGGAGGCACACAGCUCCUCUGAUGUCACCAUAGGCCCCCGGCUGUUCUUGUCCUGUCCUAUGGAUGUAGAAGGCUCUCGGGUUUGGUUCACUGACCUGUGGAACUACUCCCUGGUGCCCUACCUGCUGGAGGCUGUCAGGGAAGGGCUUCAGCUGUACGGCAAAAGAGCAGCGUGGGAGGAUCCGUCCAAGUGGGUGAACGACACGUAUCCAUGGAACGCCGCCUCGCUGCAGCAGGAGGGUCAGUCACUGCUCCAGCUGAGGCCGGAGGACGUGGGAUACGACGGAUACAGCUCAUCCAAGGAGGGAGCCUCGUCCAAGCAGGUGUCUCAGAGCGACACUGAGGGAGACCCUCUGAUGAACAUGCUGCUGCGGCUGCAGGAGGCAGCUAACUACUCCAGCACGCAGAGCUGCGACAGCGACAGCACCAGUCACCAUGACGACCAGCUGGACUCCUCGCUGGAGUCGGCGCUAUGAGACCCACAGUCGCCCCAGGAGACGCCAGACCCCCUCUAACUUGGGAACCUUGGGAACCUUCUGAACCUCCGUCACUAGCAGACACCUCUGUAAUGCACAGAUGUAUGAUGUAUGAAAAGUUUUAUUAUCCAAAAUGGUAUACACGCCAUUUGAAAGAAAACACAUUUUUACAUCACAAUGGUGCAAUAUUAAAUCAAAUGAUAGUAUAAAAGUUUUAAAGAGGAGUAGCCAACUUGGUCCUCAAAAUCAUUCAAGUUGGAUCCAUAUAUAUUUUAAUCACAUCCAGUAGUAAGCCAGUCAGCUAGUCAUUUUUAAUGGAUGUAUAACAUUUAAAAAAUACAACUUUUCAUAUGUGUAUGCAGACAAGGUGCAGUAGUUCCUUUUGAAGUCAACUUCUAAGGAGGAAAUCACAUUCGUGCUCAGCCAUGAUGAGCCACAGAUCACCCCAUUACUUUAUCUUUGGGUGUCUGUCUCCAAAGUGUCAGAAAAAAAGAGAAAACCAAGAGUUUCAACUGGAUUUUUCUUUUUUCUUUUCUUUUCUUUUUUUUAAUCCCAGAUAUAUCUUCAGAUGUUUACAAUGGGGGGUGGGGGUGGGCAGGUUCUGUUGUUUAUGUCUUUCCUUGUUUACAGAGGUGCUUCUCACACAGACACACACAUAUACACUCAUGCACUUACACGCAGGCAGCAGGAGGACACUGUCCUUUAAUCAGAGGCUUUGAUUGGUUCAAGCCCCCAUGUGACCAACAAUCCAGCCUGCCAACGUGUCCUUUAGCAAGGCACUGUUUAUACCAACCAGGGACCAUCUCAUCUCUGACCCCACCUGCUGAGGGAGUCAAGUAAGGGGAGGAAGCUGUUGGGUGUUUGAAGGUGAUGUAAUGCCCUCUGGUGGCCACAAUGGAGACUCUCAGAUUCUCAGUAAUGUCUGACAUCGUCAACAACCAGCUGUUUAACCUGAGUGAGUUGUUGAGCGUGCUCAUUGUUUACCACUAAAUCACCUUAUUUAGAUGUCUUUACCUUUUCUGAACAUAAUUCUGCACCUUCACGAUGGUACCAGAAGUGGUUAAUUUGAGACAUUUGCAAAAGCCCUGCAGCCCAACUUGGAUCACAAGCAUUCGUUUUUCAUACCAUAUGAACACGCAAACAUAUGGCACUUAACCCUCGUGCUCAGUCGUCGGUUGAGCCUCAUGGUGCUGGUCUCCUGCCCUGAGCCUCCUCAGUGUCAGGCACUGCCAAAGCCGCCCCUCGCUGCCCUGCAUGCCAACAACAAGCACAAUGAAAGCGCAUUGUCUGUGUGGCACCCAGCCACAUUGCUACUGUGAAGAAAAAAAAAUGGACAAGUGCCAAUGUUUCCCUUUGAUUUACUGCCAAACGUGCACACACACGCUACCAUAAACACACACAGAGACUUAACAUCACAAUGCACAGCUGACCACAGUUGUAAACUUAGAUUAAGUUGUUCUUGGCCUUCCACGCUCCACAGUCUGUUGUCAAUCCAUAGCAUACAAUGCACCAUGAGAACAGGCUCACAGAACUGUUUUCAUUGGCCGUUUGCUAAGCCCCACCCUCGAACAGCGACUGUCCAAUCAUUAGGAAGCGACUGGCAACUCGUUCAAGCUUUCUUUACAUGUUAACAUGGUGUGUAUGGAUGUCUAGUGGUAGUCUAUACUGCAAAUGUUGACUAGCUCACUAGCUGCAGUAGUAGCUGAGUUUAAGCUGCUCUUUAUGGAGUUUGGGGAAGUUUACACUGCAGCAGCCAAUAUUCAUCUGAGGUUGCGUUAGCCUCGUCUGACUAAUCAGCAUAAGCUGCUCCCUCACCGUUGCUGCAUUUUGGGUUUACCUCCAACCAAGAAUAUUAUGAUUGGUUUAAAGAAAUACAAAAUAGCCCUGUAGACCAAUUAUAUAUAAACAAACAUUAACAAUGAGGCAUGCCGGUUGCAAAAAAGGACCGUCAAUAAGAAAACUGUGAUCAAAACAAAAAAAAUAUUUAGCAAGAAAAGACUAUUUUCUCACUGACUUUAUUGACUUUUCUUUAAAUGUAUACAAUAAUAAUGUAAUGUAUAUGUAUAAAAAUUACUUUUAUUAGUACUGGUUUUGGUUUUGGCAGCCGACCGAACAACAGGACAUGUUGAAAACAGAUUACAACUCUUCCUGGGAUUAAAGCUUUGCUGUGUAUUUAAACCUACCUCUGAUUCUUUUUAUACAUGUACAUUACAUUAUUAUUUUAUACAUUUCUUAAUACUUGCUUAUCCCCGAGUGACAAGUUGUUAUAAUACUGAGACAGCGUUUCAACAGCAAAAUAAAAAAAUAUUUAGUCUUUUUUUGCAUGCUACUUUUCUUAGCGAUGACAGUGUUCUUAUUGGCAGCCUAGUUUUUUGGGAAACUGGCAUGCGUGGCAUUGUUAAUGUAUGUUUACAAACAAUUGGACUAUAGCAUAUAGAAUGAUAAUUCUGCUAAUUGUUUUGGAGCACGAAUGGAAAAGCUUGACACGUGUAGCGACAGUUGCAAAGGGGGGCGGGUCUUACCAAACUGUCGACUUGCUGAAUUCUUACAUUAGUCGACAUUAGUGUUACCCUGCAUGGAGAAACAAGCAGCCUGGGUUUGCUGCAAUAAUGACAUUCAGAAAGUAACAAAAGAGCAGUAACCUUAAAUAAUGUCAUGGCCUUCACUCAAACGGAUAUGAAUCAGAGCUGAUCAAUCAACAAAGGAUCAGUAGUAUUGAUUUGAAUGAUGUAAGCUGACAGUGUCCUGCUGGGAACUUUAUGGCACUCAUUGAUGUUCAGCAUCUGCGUCCAUGAGGUACCAAAAAAGAAUCCAAAGUAUUUUGAAAUGCAAGUUAACCAGAUCGGCCGAAGAGCUGAAUACGGGAACAAUGAUAUGAUAUAUUGGUGCUUUCUCACUGCCUUAAAUGUGCAAAAGUCUGGGAGGCAUCCUCUGCUCCCAAGUGAGAAGAAGAGAUGUUAGUGUCGGACGAUGAUGAUCUGCUUCCUGCUACAUCAGAGAAGCUGCUUGUAGUCAGAAAAGCAGCCUCUCUUGUCUCCUUUUUGCUCCCUCCUCCUCCAAACCGCCCUUUCUUGUUUCUGACAGUUAAAAGUAUAACAGAGCUGAUGCUGUAUUUGAAUUUAAAACUGACCAAUAUUGUAAAAACAUUUAAAAAAGGGGUGGGGUAUUUUUUAGUUGUUUUUUGGCCCAGUUGAGCUGGGCUCACUUGAACUGACAGGAGCACAACCAAACUGUUUUGGGUUUUCUAUCCUGACGAGCAUGUUUUAAAGCUUUUUAAAGAGGAUGCAUCGAGAAGAGACCUUUACCGUUAUGUAUGCGUGUAUUGGACGGAAGCCAUUUUGAAUUUUGAUUGUCCUCUCUUUGUUUAACGAGUGGGUUGGUUUUGCACACUUUGAGGUCGGGGUGGGUUGUAAAUACUUAAGUCUUGCACAGUGAAUCAAAGAUGCAUUCUGCCCUGUUGAUGUUACAAUAUGCUUAACCCGCUGAGUAAAUUAUUGUACUUUGAAAACAGAGAGAAAAAAAAAGAAAUGCAAAAACUCAACACGCUGUCAGAAACAGGUGUGUGUCUUGUGGUGAUUGGAUGUUUUGCCUAUGCAGGAGGCAUACGGUGUACAGUAAGAAACAGUUUUUAAUUCACUAAAAUCACAGACCGAGAACAAAAAAAUAGGCACUUUUCCAGUAUGCCCCCCUCCUGCCAUAAUAUUCUCUGGAUCCUCUCCGUCUUUAGGAAUGCCUGUUGUUCCUUAGAUGCACUUCCUCUCUGAACAUUUUCACCCAGGCUUACCGCCACGUAAGGCUUGCCCGAGGCACCGAAGCUGACCUGACACCGUACUGUAUACAUUUACCAACAACCAACAGGUGCUACUGGUCAGUCAAAGCCCACCAGAGACCAAGAAGUCAUGUUGUCACAACCUCAGGACAAUCCUAUCCUCUACAAUCCUACCUGUGUUCAGCUUCACACGUGUCUCUGCAGCCAAGCCUCUGAUGGUUCGCACAUAUAUCUGGCCAACGUGUCCAGCCUUGUGUCUGCCAGGCUGUGUAGUUGCAUGAUAAGGGUUGCUCCUUACCUACAGUUACACCCAUGUUUUACCACAAUUCACCCCCUAUUCCGCUACUCAACACUCCUGUUGUAGGCCAUGAGUUCCCGAGCUAGCAGAACUUUUGACACCGUUCACAGUGUACACACCAUAGUGUUGAUGAUCAGCUGGUCAUUUUUCCCCCACUUUACACUUUGCAGUUACAUCUCAGUUGAAAACCAUAGCAUUUACUCUGGUUUGAGAGAAAGUUUUCUUCUUUUUGGGUGAAACAUUUGUCCUUAAAUGUUUUAUAUUUUGUACAUUUGUAUGUAACAUAUCAUGUAAAUAGACAGAGACAGUGAUUUAACUCAUCUGGAGGAUUUUGUAGUCUUUGUAAAGCCCUAAUAAAUGGUAUUUGGUGUCACACGAGCAAACAA